UCGAUCCUUGGAGUGGGCGCGUGUGUACGCCUUAUCAAAACGGUAGCGCUGAUUAAGAGGCCUUGGACCGCAACAAGUGCGGUCUCGCUCGCCGAGUGGUUCAGUGUUGACAGCGAUGGCGCCCCUCCAUCUAGCCUUUCUUGUGGUUCUCGGCCUGGCCAGCGCCAGCAACGAGCACGUCAAGUGCGAACGUGGUUUGGUUCCACUUAAUAGCUCCGUCGUGCCUUCCUUCGUCAUAAACCUGGAUUUGCCGCCAAGCGAAAGAUGGACCGAAGUCGCAAAAGCCAAGAAAGCCGAGGUGUACAAAAUGCACGAAGCGUUGAAGAAUUUGACCGAGGACAUUCUGGGAGCAAGAGUUCUGAAGCUGAUUGACUCAGCCAUGCCAAAGCUUCUCAACACUUUGCCCUGGGAAUUCACCGAGGAGAUGAAGUCCCUUUCGGAAAUAUCAGGUCUUCCCUUAGGCGAAGUUGUGCUGUACAACGUGUUCUACGAAUUCUUCACUGUAUGCACUUCUAUUGUGGCUCAAGAUCCAAACGGUGAGAUAUACCACGCACGAAACAUGGACUUCGGACUAUUUCUUGGAUGGGACCCGCAAAACCACACGUGGGCAAUGACCGAAGUAUUGAGGCCGACGGUCAUUAAGCUUGAUUUCCAGAGGUCACAAAAGACGGUGUUCAAAGCCGUCACCUUCGCUGGAUACUUGGGUAUCUUGACCGGUGUGAAGCAGGGCGCGUUCUCGAUGACAGUCAACGAACGUUUCAACCUGAAUGGGGGAUUUAUUGGACUGCUGGAAUGGAUCCUGGGUGAUCACAGCCAGCAUUGGGUAGGCUUCCUCACCAGACAGCUGAUGCAGAACGAGACCAGCUACGAGGCGGCCAAGACGAUGCUUUCCACAACCAAGCUGAUUGCCCCUGUCUACUUCAUCCUAGCAGGCACCCAACCAGGCCAGGGCGCCAUUAUCACGCGGGAUAGGAACAGCAACGAAGCGGACGUGUACACGCUGGCGGACGCAGCGGACAAGUGGUUCGUCCUGCAGACCAACUACGACCACUGGAAGACCCCGCCAUCGUACGAUGACCGGCGCGGUCCUGGAAUGCACUGCAUGAGGAACCUGACGCAACAGGGUCUUGGUUUCAGUGGCCUCUUCGACGUCUUGGGCACCAAACCCGUGAUCAAUAUGCUGACCGUGUACGCAGCGUUGAUGCGUCCAUCCACUGGCGAACUCGACGCGUACCUUCAGUCUUGCGAGCCCCCGUGUGCUCCGUGGUAACGAUGCCG
Rhipicephalus sanguineus (brown dog tick) is the source of this 1278-nucleotide messenger RNA. RefSeq names its product acid ceramidase. Gene Ontology annotation, molecular function: N-acylsphingosine amidohydrolase activity; fatty acid amide hydrolase activity. The coding region runs from base 116 to 1270 and encodes 384 amino acids. The transcript has 13 exons. Gene Ontology annotation, cellular component: lysosome. The record is from RefSeq and is a predicted model, not a curated record. NCBI's taxonomy places the organism in Eukaryota, Metazoa, Arthropoda, Arachnida, Ixodida, Ixodidae. Gene Ontology annotation, biological process: fatty acid metabolic process.